This is a messenger RNA of Papilio machaon (common yellow swallowtail), 2287 nucleotides long. It is a transcript of the gene aif, whose product is annotated as apoptosis-inducing factor 1, mitochondrial. Gene Ontology annotation, molecular function: NAD(P)H oxidase H2O2-forming activity; protein dimerization activity; FAD binding. Gene Ontology annotation, cellular component: mitochondrion; cytoplasm. The record is from RefSeq and is a predicted model, not a curated record. Gene Ontology annotation, biological process: mitochondrial respiratory chain complex assembly; apoptotic process. The transcript has 16 exons. NCBI's taxonomy places the organism in Eukaryota, Metazoa, Arthropoda, Insecta, Lepidoptera, Papilionidae. The coding region runs from base 199 to 2268 and encodes 689 amino acids.
UUGCACUAAAAUAAUUCUUCUGGAUACUUAGCAGCCAAUUAUGAUAAAAGAAAACAUAUUUCCAUAUUCAACUUUCAAAUACGUCACAUAGCAUUUUUCCGAAUAAAAAUCAAAAGUUAUUCUUCAAAAACUAACUCAAAAAUAAUGUAGAUAAUUUUCGCAAAGCAAACAAAAGAUAAAUUUCUGUUUAAAUUCAAAAUGGGUACAAUAAGAUAUUGCAGCCAAAUCAAAAGUUUGAAUCACAUUUUGGCCGUGAGCAACCACAAUAUCGGACAAGGCAUUGUUGUAACAGGUCGUUACAAGAGUUACUCGAAGGACAAGGAUUGCUGCCGGGACGUUCCGCAGACGGAGGGCAAAACGGUGGUGCCGUGGCCUCGCACGCCCAUGUGGCCAUGCAACUUCCCCGAGGAGCCGCAGCCCCCCAACUACGAUCCUUACAAGAUUAAAUCACCGGAUGUCGUCGUGCCACCUCUCCCGCCCAGUAAUGCCAAGCCCAUGUUGGAGUGCCAGCGCACGAAGGGUCCGUGCUCGUUGAAGCCGGUUCCCGAUCCGCCGCCUUGCCCGCCUCCGCCGCCUCCGCCCUUUCCCUGGGUGUACGUGUGGGGUCUCACCACCUUCCUCGGGACUGUGGGCUUGAUUUACAAAUUAUAUUUAUGGAAAGAAGAGCAGGAUAAACUUGGAGAAAAUAUACCAAUUUGGCGUCCAAGGCGUGUUAUAAAGCGGCCAUUCCACGAGAAGGAUCUACCGGCUUGUGUCCAGUAUUUGAUAAUCGGCGCGGGCGCGGCCGGCUGGGCGGCCUACAACUCUAUUAUAGAACACGACAAAACCGCGAAGGUGUUUUUCAUAGCGAAAGAAGACUGCUUGCCGUACAAACGACCCCCGAUGUCUAAGUAUAUGUGGUGGAACCCCGAGCCGCCCGAUAUCAAGAACCUUUACUAUGUUCAGGACUGGAAGAAGAAAACGAUGUACCAAUCUGAGUGCCACAACUUUCUGGACCCUGUGAAGUUCUACCGCAAGAAGAAGGGCCCGGCGGUGUCCAUAGCGACAGGGUGGUGCGUGCUGCGCGUCGACGCCGAUAGCCAUGUCGCCUGGAUCAAGACUCUCUGCGGCGAGCAGCCCAUAUACUACGAGCGAUGUCUGAUAGCACCAGGUUCCAAACCGAAGCAGCUGUCGAUGUUUAAAUCCGCUCCCAAGGCGGUUCGUGACCGCGUGUGCAAUCUGCGCACUAUCCGCGACCUGGAGAUCGCAUACCGUAGCGUCAAGAAAUCAAAGCACGUGGUGGUGAUCGGCGGCGGCCCGCUCGGCUGCGAGCUCGCCUGGUACCUCGGCAGGAUGAAUAAACUGGACAAGGAGUUAGAUCCGGAUCAUGAGCCAGUAAAGAUAGUACACAUUUACAAAGACAAGGGCAUCAUGGCCAGCGUGAUCCCAGAGUACCUGGGCGAGUGGGCAGCUGAGAAGAUCAGGAAGGAAGGCGUCACCAUUAGACCUAAAACUCAAGUAUACGACGCCUUCCAGUCUGAGGACGGUCGUCUGGAAUUGACGUUGUCUGAUGGAACGUCACUCGUCACAGAUUAUGCAUUUGUGGCGGUGGGCUCACAACCGCGUAUGGACCUGGCAGAGCCUUCGUACCUCGAGGUUGACGACGUCAAUGGCGGCUUCGUUGUCAAUACGGAAUUGAUGGCGAGGACUCAUUUAUACGUUGCUGGUGACGCGGCUAGUUUCUACUCGCAGUGGAAGGACACGCGGCUGCGCCUGGAUCACUAUCUCAACGCACAGGAGCAGGGCUACGUGGCGGGCGCCAACAUGACCGGCUACUGGACACCUAGCAACAUGGAGCCACACUACUGGUUAAGGUUUGAGGAGGAGCUGCAGAUGGAGGUUGUAGGCGAGGUGGGCGCGUGCAUGCCCACCAUUGCCAUCUUCAAGCAGUGCGCGGAGGAGGCGGCCAAGACGACGCAGGCGCCAGCGGGCGGUGGCGGCGGGGACAGACCCUGUUAUAAAAAGACCAACGAGUACCAGAGCCGGUACCUGCGCGGGCUACUCAUGUACAUGCGCGACGAGACUGUGGUCGGCUUCGUCUUCUGGAACAUGCCGCCAAUAGACGACCGCGCCGCCGUCGCCACUGAGAUAUUGCGCGCGAAACCGUCGUACAAAGACAUCGACCUGAUCGCAGAUCUGCUCGGCUUCGUCGACACCAAGUGCAUUUACAAGAAGCAGGAGGAGUUGAUUGAGAAGGGUCCUUGCAUUAAGAAUUGGAGAACAUUCUAGAAAACAGAAAAGGGAAGAA